AUGAACAGCGUGACAUCGAUCUUCUCGGAUCCAUCGACUGCUACACGUCCUAACAGCAACAUCAGCCAAGGAUCGACUUCAAACCGCGGCAUAGGCGGCAAUGGACGCGGAGGGCCGCGUCGAAUGGGAGGAAUUAACCAUCGCGGCACCAUCAACCAGCCAAUGGGCGGAGGAUGCUGUGGCUAA
Molecule: messenger RNA, 186 nt
Organism: Phytophthora nicotianae INRA-310
Lineage: Eukaryota; Oomycota; Peronosporomycetes; Peronosporales; Peronosporaceae
Exons: 3
Coding region: 1-186 (61 amino acids)
Source: RefSeq, a predicted model, not a curated record